AUGCUUAUGACAGGGCUCCUUUGUCUGAGGACCAGGACGCUUCAGCAUUCCGGUCAAUGCACCAGCAUCAUGGAGGCCUUGAAUCGCGAGAGCCAGCUAACGAAAUUCACAGAGUCUCUGGAACUCGCUGGCCUGGCUGGAUAUUUUGAGGACAGGCAGCUCGAGGCUACCUUAUUUGCCCCGACGGACGAUGCGAUUUUAAACGCUGCUUGGGAGGACUGGACUGCAGAAGACCCGCGCCUGAUGGCCGCCCUUCUGUACCACAGUGUCCCACUUAAGGCAGAGCUGACGGAGAUGCCGCGGGAGUUGCGCACGAACCUCGGCCCAGACGAGAUCGUGCUGCUGCGGCCGGCAGCGGACACCGGGCGGCUGGACCGGCAGCCGGCGCUGGCCAUCGUGGUGCCGAUCACCGACUUCCAUUCGCCGCCCGCCAAAGUGCUCAAAACGCUCAGAACCUGUCGGGGCGUCGUGCACAUCAUUGACACAGCACUGGAGCCGGACAGCACCUUAGAGCCGGAGGCCCUGGCAGCUGCGCUCUCCAACGUAGCCGAGAAUGUGCACAAAGACAUUGCGAGCAUGGACAGCAAGGCGUCCGUGUCAGCUUUAGAGAAUAACAGGAGAGGAGGGGAUCUUUUGGGGGACCACAAGGAGGAGUGGGGGGCCGCGCAAGGGGCCCAGCAGCAGUGGGGCGACGGCCAGCCGAGUGCGCUCGAGCGGGCGCUCAACAUCGCACGGGAAGCUGCCGCGAAGCACGAGCAGGAGGACGAGGAAGCCGAGCGGAUGCAGGCGGCCGAGGCGGAGGUGAAGGCGCGCAAGGAGCGGGAGCAGGCUGAGCUGGCUGAGCUCUCCUCGCCCGGAGGGGCGGCCAAGGCGGUGCUGGCGGCUGAGGUGGCGCAGCAGAAGGCGCUGGCGGCCGCGCGGCUGGCAUUCCGCGAAGCCGAGGCCACCGGUCAAACGCUCGCUGCAGCCAAGGCGCAGGAUUGGCUGGGCGCGGCUGAGUAUGCGGCGGAGGGCAUCGUGUCGGCCAAGGAGGCCGCCUCUUGGUCGGGCUCCGGCUCAGACCUGAAUGACCAGGCCCGCUCCGCCGCGCGCGCCGCCAUGCUGCUCGCUGAGGUAUCACUGGCACAGCACACUGCGGUGGCCAUGGCGCGCACGGGGGACUGGGCAUCCUCGCUGUUGGGGGGAUCGGGGGGCCUGGUUCUGAGCACCAAUGCCGGCAAGGCCUGGGCCGAAGCUGCGCUGGACGCACAUUCCUCAGCGCUCAAGGCCGCCUCCGCCGCCGGCAGCCUCGCCAGCACAAUCGCGGCCAAGGCCUCCGCGCAGGACGUGCUUGGCAGCAAGGGGGCAAAGCAGCCAGCGGACGCAGGCACGCUGGACGCCAUUCAGGCCCUCGUGCAGAAGCUUCCGCUUGCCGAGCGCAACAGCCUCAACUCCCUGCUCGCCGCCCAGCUCAAGAGCAGCGGCUCAGCCGGGGUUCACAAAGCUGACGUGGCCACCAGUAAGGUGAAGCGCGUACUCAAGCCGGCCGGCAGCUGGCCGGCCGCUGGGCAGAGCCGGCGCGAAGCGCAGCAGGAGGACGACUCCCCGGAGGAGAAGGAGCAGCUGAAGCAGGACAUCGCACACCUCAGCGGAGCCAGCAGCAGCUUCGACACUGAGCGCAGGAAAGCCCCAAAGAAGCCCUCUGGCAAGCUGCAGAUGCAGUCCGCGUCUAAGCCCCGGCAGCAGGCCUCCAAAGCCUCAAAAGGGCUAUCCAGUGGCGCAGCUGCCGCCGCCGGCGCGACAAAGCAGAAGCCUGCAGCUGCCGAGGACACUGAGGAGGGCGAUGCGGACGACUUUGGCGACUUGGACGACUUCCAGUUGCAGGAGGAAGCUGAUGAAUCGCUCGACCCCGAAAGUGACGAUAUGGCAGCAUUCUCCAGCCUGGGCGACCCCCAGAAUGACUGGGAGGAGCUAGAUGAGAUGGACGAGGAGUCAGAUGCGUUUGGCAGUGAGGCGGCGGCCGGUCAACUCAGGGCCAAGGGCACGGCUGCAAAGGGCGGCGUAGCAGAUGCUGCAUCAGGUGCCGCCACAGAGGAGAUCGACAGCUUCUUCGCAGAGACGCAAGCCAAUUCGCAGCAGCAGAGCGGCAAAGCCGCAGCAGCCAUGGAGUCCCAGGGAGUCAAGUCGGCGGCAUUGGACGACAACAUUGAGUGGAUAGGGGAGGACGACAGUGAAGACGUCGAUACCGCCGACCGGCUGAUCGCAGGCAGGAGCGCCGGCGAGCAGAGCGCGAAGCAGAGCGCGAAAACUGCGCCAAAGGGGACGGCAGCGGGCGGCGGCCGCAUCAACGUAGAGAAGCUCGCGAGUGCCGAGAUCGCAAAGCGGGGCCGCGGCGCGGCGCGCGUCAGUGGGAGGAAGAAUCCGACGGCGGUGGCGACAUCGGCGGAGCUUGCCGGGGACGAGCUUUGGGCCCGGGAUAGCGGCGGCGACUCGAGCGCCGGCGGCGACGCGGCCGCAGCCGACGGCGAGGGCGGCGUGCUGUUGGACACCUGGAGUGAGAAGCACAAGGAGGCGAUGCAGUAG
Molecule: messenger RNA, 2562 nt
Organism: Coccomyxa subellipsoidea C-169
Lineage: Eukaryota; Viridiplantae; Chlorophyta; Trebouxiophyceae; Coccomyxaceae
Exons: 13
Coding region: 1-2562 (853 amino acids)
Source: RefSeq, a predicted model, not a curated record